AUGUACGACCCGCAAGACGAACUACAAGGAACACAGGACAUGUCAGGGAGAAGUAACAUUCUAGAUGAUCGCUCAACAAUGGAUGUGCCAGGACAACUACAGCCACCUCUAACACCCCUCACGGCUCACAGUACACCACGGAGACAAGAAGAUAACCUGUUGGAUUUAGCGGCGGGAGGGGUCGAAGAAGAUCAACACGUUGAGGACAUACCAAGGCAAGUUUCGGGAAGUGAAGGUUCAGACGAUUAUCGACUGCCACUACUACCCAAUGAAAGCAAUCCAUACCAGCAGACACCACUUUUGAACCGCCGGAAUUGGAAGCCAAAUGGGAAUGAAGGUAACGGACAAAAUCGGAACUCCGUUCAACCCCUUGAUGCAGACUGGAGGCGAGAAGUAAAUGAAAUGAUUGAACGGUCGUUAGCAACUCAUAUGGAGGCGUUGACGAUGAACAUAGCAACGAUGUUACAAAACCAGCUACCUCAGGCACCUUCGGAACCACCAGUACACCAACCUGCACCAAUUGAUGUUCCUGUUCCAGAACCUGCACCGCAACCUAGACGAGAAGGAUCAGUGGAGCGAAACUAUCCUAAUUCGGUAGCGUCGCAAAUAGCAGAUCUGAACGAUUUUAUGCAGAAUCGUCAACGUGAAGUACCACAAGAGGACUACAACGAUCGACGGUAUCGAUGGUUACGUGUACCAGUCAACAAGUGGCGGGUCAAUUUCAGUGGAGAUACCCGUGGACCGACACAGUUCCUAAAUAGAAUCGAAAUCCUGGCCAAAAAUAAUGCCGUGUCCGACCAGGAGCUCCUUUGCCAGGCAAACUUCUUCUUCAAAGAAGGUUCCGAAGCAGAGGAAUGGUAUUACACGUUUUGUCACAAGUUUUCGACGUGGACUGCGUUCAAACAUCACUUGCGACUGAGAUUUGAGCAACCUAAUAAGGACAGGAUCAUCGAGAGGCAGAUACUAGACAGACGUCAGUUACCUAGCGAAACUUUCAAUGCAUUCUUAGGUGCGAUUGAAAAACUAGCUCAACAGCUUUCGAAACCAAUGCCAGAAGGCAGAAAACUAGACAUUUUGUUGGAGAACAUGCGUGAUGCAUAUAAGCCGUUCUUGACGAUUUAUCGAAUCGAUCGUGUUGAGGAUUUGGUAGCAGUGUGCUACAGCCUCGAUAAAUCGAUGUACAAACCGUUUCAGAAUAGAGCUAGACCUUACAACCAGGUUAACAACAUUGAGGAAGGGGAGCAACCCUGCGAAGAUUACGAUGAGGAGGACCCAGAGGUGAAUGCUGUCGCUAAGCUACAAACGCGUAAAAAGACAGGAGGUAGACCAAACCAAGGUUAUCGUCAAGUACAGGAUCAGACCGAGCAAUCAGCCACUGGAGCAAGACCGAAAGUUCCACAGGAUGACGACAACAAUGUCCUCUGUUGGAACUGUCGUCAAUUUGGUCAUUUCUGGCGUGAUUGCGAAAAACCCAAAAAAGUGUUUUGUCACUUUUGCGGCCAGAUGAACGUGAUUACGAUGAACUGUCCAAACAAUCACGUUUUUCCAUCAAACGUUCAAAAAAACGAACCGGAGGAAAGAGCCAUUCUAGGAACCACAAUAAAUGCACUUUUGGAUUCGGGAGCAAGUGCUUGCAUAAUCGGGUCCCGAAGAAUCAUUGACAAGCACCGUCUACAGAUUCACCCUAUCAACCUGAAAAUCAAGACUGCAGACGAAACUUCCUACGAUUGUGAGGGCGUUGUAUAUGUUCCAUAUACGUACAAAGACCGUACAAAUAUAGUCCCAACUCUCUUAGUUCCACAGAUUUCAAGGGAACUGAUCCUGGGAAUAGAUUUCUGGGAAGCCUUCAACAUUGCUCCGGCAAUUGCUGACAAGGGAAAUAUCCAUGUCCUGGAAGUAAACAGCAUGGACACUUCACUAAUUAGCUUUGUUGAAAGGUACUUCGACAACAUCGAGGAAGAAAUUGCGUUUGUAAUUGAGCAAGAGGGACCCCAACCAGCAGAACCAGAGCCAAAGGAAGACAUCAGCUUAGAACUACCAGCCGUUGAGGAAACAACGAACGAAAACAUUACCACAGUGUCAACGGAACACGAUCUAACCCCUGAGGAAAGACGAGAACUGGACGAGAUCGUAGAAUCCCUGAAACACACAUGCAAAGGGAAAUUAGGGAGAACGAACUUGAUCAGUCACAGGAUUGAGCUCAUUGAGGGGGCGAAACCAAAAAAGCCGCCCCAGUAUAGAUGCUCGCCUCAUAUCCAAAAGGAAAUAGAUAAGGAAAUCCAGCGUAUGAAAGAUUUGGAUGUAAUUGAAGAGUCAUAUGCAGAGUGGUGCAAUCCACUUCUACCAGUUAAGAAGUCGUCAGGUGACUGGAGGAUCUGCCUCGACUGCCGACGAGUUAAUGAAGUGACCAGAACCGAAGCAUAUCCAUUUCCAGACAUGCUGGGGAUUUUAGGUAGACUUGAGAAGUCCAAAUACUUCACGGUCAUCGACCUCUCGAAGGCCUAUUGGCAAAUCCCACUAGAUGAAGCCAGUAGAGACUUGACGUCAUUCAGAGCGGGGAGGUCGUUAUACCGGUUUAAGGUGAUGCCGUUUGGACUCAAAGGCGCACCCAUAACUCAAACAAAACUUAUUAAUAAAGUUUUGGGUUUCGAUUUGGAACCGAGGGUUUAUGUUUAUUUGGAUGACAUAAUUAUAACAUCCAAAACCCUGGCAGAACACUUCUCACUCCUUCGAACAGUCGCAGAAAGGUUGAAGGCAGCAAACCUCACAAUCAGCCUAGAAAAAUCUCGAUUUUGUCAACGGCGGAUCAGCUACUUAGGGUACACACUGUCAGAAGAAGGACUGGCCAUUGACAGCACAAAAAUCCAGGCCAUCUUGGACUACCCGACUCCAAGAACAACCAAGGAGAUACGACGAUUCAUAGGGAUGGUGAGUUUCUAUAAGCAGUUUAUAGAGAAAUUUAGCGAUCUUACAGCACCGAUAACAGACUUGCUUAAAGGGAAAAAAGUGCAAAAUUGGACAAAAGAAGCUGAAGAGAAUUUUCUAAAAAUAAAGUCUAUAUUAGUCUCACCUAAUGUACUAGCGAAUCCAGAUUUUCAGCUCCCCUUCAUCAUCGAGUCAGAUGCAUCGGAUGUGGCCGUAGGUGCGGUGUUGAUCCAGAUCCAGGAUGGAAUCCGCCGCCCGAUUGCCUUCUUUUCGAAGAAACUCUCGGCGACCCAGAAGAAAUACGCACCUACAGAGAAGGAGUGCCUUGGCGUACUACUCGCGAUCGAAAAGUUUCGUCACUUCUUUGAGGGUACCAGGUUCACCGUCAUCACGGAUGCCCAGAGCCUCACCUGGCUGAGGAAGAUAAGCGCCGAUGGUGGAUCCGCGAAGUUAAUCCGGUGGGCUCUGAAAUUACAACAAUACGAUUUUGAACUACAAUACCGUAAAGGAUCGCUAAACAUUAUGGCUGAUGCGCUUUCGCGAGCAGUUAACAGCAUAAAUGUGAAGGAUAUAGACUAUGAUAAACUUACCGAAAGUAUCUUGCAGGACUCCGUCAAGUACCGGAAUUUCAGGGUAAUCCGAGGGAAAAUUUACAAGCUGGUUCCGUGUUCAGGCCUUGGUGAUGAAAGGUUCGAAUGGAAAUAUAUGCCGCCAGCACAUGAAAGGGUGACACUCCUCAAGGAUGUCCACGAUUCGACCCAUUUCGGCAGGUUCAAGACGUUGAAGAAGUUACAGGAACGCUACUAUUGGCCGGCAAUGGACCAGGACGUCCGUAGAUACUGCCAAGGGUGUGACACGUGCAAGACGUCGAAGCACCCAAACGUGAACAGCACCCCUCCAAUGGGCAAGCAGAAACUCGCAUCACUCCCAUGGCAGGUAGUAUCGCUGGAUCUGGUAGGGCCAUUUCCAAGGUCUAAAAACGGGAACACCGUCCUCUUGGUGGUGACAGAUUUAUUCUCCAAAUUUGUCGUAAUCCAGCCGUUCCGGGAGGCGAAAACACAUGCCAUUGCAACAUUUCUGGAAAAUAUGGUGUUUUUGUUAUUCGGAGUUCCAGAAAUCAUAAUCUCCGACAACGGAGUGCAAUUUAAAUCUAGAGAGUUUGAGAGGCUGAUGAAGUACUACCACGUAACUCACUGGAAGAACGCGAACUACCACCCAGCUAACAAUCCCACCGAACGCGUAAAUCGCGUGAUCGUAGCAGCCAUUCGAGCACACUUGAAAGACGACCACCGAGACUGGGACAAAAAUAUCCAGCAAGUGGCUAUGGCUAUACGAACCGCUGUUCAUGAGACAACCCAGUUUACUCCUUACUUCGUCAAUUACGGACGAAAUUACAUUAGUAGCGGCAAUGAGUAUUCUCGACUUCGUGAAAUUGGAGCUGAAACGAGCUAUGAGCCUGAAGCAGAACAAUCCCUUCAAACAAGGGUGCACCCCUCGGGUCGUGGAUCCAGAACGACCGAGCGAAGGACGGAUCCCUUCAUUGAGGUCGACUCGCAGGGACGUCCCGUACACGUGUUGGACUGA
This is a messenger RNA of Ochlerotatus camptorhynchus, 4509 nucleotides long. RefSeq lists its product as uncharacterized. The record is from RefSeq and is a predicted model, not a curated record. The coding region runs from base 1 to 4509 and encodes 1502 amino acids. Gene Ontology annotation, molecular function: zinc ion binding; nucleic acid binding; aspartic-type endopeptidase activity. Gene Ontology annotation, biological process: DNA integration; proteolysis. NCBI's taxonomy places the organism in Eukaryota, Metazoa, Arthropoda, Insecta, Diptera, Culicidae. The transcript has 3 exons.